AUGGAUGAGGUUAUAUCAGCUGAGUUACCGGAUCCAAUUAGAUUUCUAAAGUUGUAUAGUGUUGUUACCAAAUAUAUGAUUCAUGGUCCUUGUGGUUUUGAUAAAGAUGGUUAUCUAAUAUAUAGAAGGCGAAAUAUGGGGAUUACUUAUAAAAUAAAUGGUGUGGAUGUGGAUAAUCGAUUUGUUGUUCCUUAUAAUCCUAUGCUCCUUAUGAAAUAUCAAGCUCAUAUCAAUUUGGAGUUUGGGCCAGACCACGUCACUGCAUCAAUUAGAAAUGUACAAACUCAGAAAAAUGGUGGUCAAGAUGUUGAUGAGAUUAAGCAAUUCUAUGAUUGUCGCUAUCUAGCGCCUUGUGAAUCUGCUUGGAGACUAUUUGCAUUUGAUAUUCAUCAUAAGUGGCCAUCUGUUCAGCAGUUGAUAUUCCAUUUUCCUGGAAAGCAGAAUCUAUUAUUCACUGAUCAUGAUAAGAUUCCUGAAAUUAUUGAGAAGAACAAGUAUAACGAUACAAUGUUUACUACGUGGAUGCGAGCUAAUCUUAAGUUCCCGCAUGGUAAUCAGUUAUUAUAUUCUGAAUUUCCAAAUCAUUUUGUUUACUUGCGUGAUUCUCAAGAAUGGGUUCCAAGGCAGAAAGGGUUCUCAAUUGGAAGGCUAAUUUUUAUCCAAGUUGGUUGGGGUGAGAUAUUUUAUCUGCGUUUGCUGCUCAAUGUUCAAAGGGGUUGUAAAAGUUUUGAAAGCAUCCGCACUAUUGAUGGUGUUGUAUAUGAUUCUUUCAAGGCUGCGUGCAAUGCUCUUGGUUUAUUGAGUGAUGAUCAGGAGUUCAUUAAUGCUAUUAAAGAAACUACAGAAUUGUCAUCUGAUUUUCAGUUGCGUCAGUUGUUUGUUACACUGUUAGCAUCUAAUUCAAUGAACAAACCAGAGUUGGUUUGGAGAGACACUUGGAGAUUGUUAGCUGAUGACAUUUUAUAUUAUAGAAGACGGGAGUUGCAACUACAAGAGCUCGUGAUGACAGAAGAGGAACUUAAAGUUCUUUGUUUGAUUGAAGUUGAAAAAUUAUUGCAAAUGAAUGGCAGAAGCUUGAAAGAUUAUUCCCAAAUGCCUUUUCCUAAUCAAGAUUUGGUUUCUCAUUUCUCAAAUUCUAUGAUUAUGAAUGAGAUGAAUUAUGAUGUAGAUCAACUUCGGGAAGAACAUGAUGCGAAUUUGGACAAAUUGACAGAUGAGCAAAAACUGAUCUAUGAGAGAAUAAUUGAUACAGUUGCCAAUAAAAGACCUAGAUUCUUUUUUGUGUAUGGAUUUGGUGGAACUAGAAAAACAUUUCUGUCGAGAUUGUUGUCUUUCUGUCUUCGAUCAGAAUGGAGAAUUAUUUUAAAUGUUGCUUCUAGUGGUAUUGCAUCUUUAUUGCUCCCUAAUGGGAGGACUGCACACUCAUUGUUUUGCAUCCCCAUUGAGCUGAAUGAGGAAUAUGUUUGUAGUAUUAAGAAAGAAAGUUAG
Molecule: messenger RNA, 1488 nt
Organism: Arachis duranensis
Lineage: Eukaryota; Viridiplantae; Streptophyta; Magnoliopsida; Fabales; Fabaceae
Exons: 4
Coding region: 1-1488 (495 amino acids)
Biological process (GO): telomere maintenance; DNA repair
Molecular function (GO): DNA helicase activity
Source: RefSeq, a predicted model, not a curated record